AGCUUUGUUUUUGCUUUUUUUUUAAUAAUUAUAUUCAAACAAAUUUCAGGUUCCGAAUUUUUUGCGUAUGUGAAGAAAACAGUAGGUGCUGAAGUUCCAGAUGACCAGUUUGUUGUUCCACGUGAGGCUUAUGACGCUCUCGCAGCAGAAUAUGACUCUGUCUGUGGUGAGGCAGCUGAGUUUAAAGAUAAAUACACUCGUGCUUUAGCAGAAACUGAGAACGUCCGUCGGCGUGGUGCAAAACAAGUUGAGGAGGCCAAACUUUUCCACUUACAGAAGUUUUCAAAGGAUCUGAUCGGUGUUAGAGAUAUUUUGGAUUUGGCUGUUAAUGCGGUGAAACAGGAAGAUAUUGAUGCUAGUCCGAAGCUGAAAGCUUUACAUGAUGGGAUUGUUAUGACCUGCAAAGUUUUUGAAAAAACGUUUUCUACUCACGGGAUUGAAAAGGUUUCUCCUGUAGGAGAGAAGUUUGAUCCAAAUAUGCAUGAAGCCGUAUUCCAAGUGCCAAAAGAUAAGGCGAAGCAUAAGCCAGGUUACAUAGAAGAAGUUAUGACUAUUGGUUACUCCUUGCAUGGUCGUCCUAUUCGUGCAGCGAAAGUUUCAGUUGUAGCUGAAUGA
Molecule: messenger RNA, 615 nt
Organism: Enterobius vermicularis (human pinworm)
Lineage: Eukaryota; Metazoa; Nematoda; Chromadorea; Rhabditida; Oxyuridae
Source: the annotation of a GenBank genome assembly